This is a messenger RNA of Thermothelomyces thermophilus ATCC 42464, 948 nucleotides long. RefSeq lists its product as uncharacterized. Lineage: Eukaryota; Fungi; Ascomycota; Sordariomycetes; Sordariales; Chaetomiaceae. The coding region runs from base 1 to 948 and encodes 315 amino acids. The record is from RefSeq and is a predicted model, not a curated record. The transcript has a single exon.
AUGCACCUCGACCAUCCUGUUAACCAGUCGCUCCAACAAAUCGAUGAGAACUCCUGGCUCUUUGGGGACCGGAUCCUCCUUACACGGCAGGCCUCGCCUCCGCCUGACCGCCCAUCCUGGGGGGAUGGGAACGGACUUUACUACGUCGUUUCCGAGCCGCCCAGCCCUCUGCCUCCGUGUCGACCGUUGCCAGCGGACAGCCACAUCCAGAAACUUUAUGAUGCGGGCGGCGUGUCGGCGGUUUGGAGGGUUGGCGAUGCCAUCUGCAAAGCCAAGAAAUACUCGGAUCCGAAUAUGACGUGGGAGCACGUUACGUUGGAUCAUCUCCACAACAAAUGCCCGCUUGGACAGCUCAGCUUUGCCGUCCCGAACGUCAUUCACCAUGUGCAGAGCAAGGACCGUUACUUCAUCAUCCAGAGCCGUAUACCUGGCAAGACCCUUGCUGAGGCCUGGCCUUCGAUGGACGAGAGCACGAAGGAGUACUACGUCUCACGGAUCGCGGGCAUCUGCACGGAGCUGGCAGCUUGGACAGGCGAUGGCAUUCAUGGUGUCGACGGGCGGAAUCUGUCAGAUCUCUAUCUCACUCCUCUACACGGCAUCGAAGACAUGAGUCCCCAAAAUCUCCUCAGAAACUGCGCCAAUUUCGGGAUGGAUUGUUCCCAGUUCGUCUUUUACCAUUGCGAUCUAGGGCCCGGGAAUAUAAUAAUAGAUCCUGGAGAGAGAUCUUUCGGUGUGGUUGAUUGGGAAAUGGCUGGGUUUGUUCCUCGGGAAUGGAUAAGGACAAAAGUCCGCGUUUCAAGCGGAUUGGAUCUCCAUGGCGACGACGACGAGUCGAGACAGGAUUGGAGGAGGCGGCUUCAGGGACGAUUAGGGCAGGACGGCUUUCCCGAAAUUGCGGAUAGGUGGAUGGAUUGGUUUAUGAAUGAUGGAAAUCAAGAAGUGAAGUAG